Messenger RNA from Helobdella robusta, 390 nucleotides. RefSeq lists its product as hypothetical. NCBI's taxonomy places the organism in Eukaryota, Metazoa, Annelida, Clitellata, Rhynchobdellida, Glossiphoniidae. The transcript has 3 exons. The record is from RefSeq and is a predicted model, not a curated record. The coding region runs from base 1 to 390 and encodes 129 amino acids.
AUGAAAGAGAGGACUUCUGAAGACUCUAAAUGUAAAAGUAAAGCGAUGGAAAAUACUGAUUCAGAAAUAGAGUCUGCUGCACAUUUACCAACUUUUGUCAAUGUCUCAAAUGCUCUGGUUUUCCAAAAGUGUGCAGAAAUGAGCUUCAGUUUAAAGCUUGGCAAAAGUCACGGUCGUGGUUCAACUGGGUCGGUUAUGUGCAGUAUUUGUAUAGAAGCAAAGUCUUCUACACUAGCAAGUGAUGUGACACCUGGUUGUCGUAAGGACAGGGCUUUAAUUGAUGAAACUCUUGGCGGAAAACUGCCAAAAAAAUUGCUAAAAAAAAUUGAUAAACACCAACAAUCAAAAUGCUACCCAUACCCCCUAGUUGUGAGGAUUUUCGCGCCUUAA